Molecule: messenger RNA, 1650 nt
Organism: Cyclopterus lumpus (lumpfish)
Lineage: Eukaryota; Metazoa; Chordata; Actinopteri; Perciformes; Cyclopteridae
Gene: mlst8
Product: MTOR associated protein, LST8 homolog (S. cerevisiae)
Exons: 9
Coding region: 112-1092 (326 amino acids)
Biological process (GO): TOR signaling; regulation of actin cytoskeleton organization
Cellular component (GO): TORC1 complex; TORC2 complex
Molecular function (GO): protein binding
Source: RefSeq, a predicted model, not a curated record
CUACGGGACCCUUUACGUGGACGUACAGAUUUGUCGUCAACACAACAACUCAAGCGACUUCUAGCGCGACGUGCCUCGCGAGCUCGGAGCGGUGACGGACACCAGUCGAGCAUGAACGUGAACCAGGGGACGGUGGGCAGCGACCCGGUCAUUCUGGCCACGGCCGGAUAUGACCACACUGUCCGGUUCUGGCAGGCCCACAGCGGGAUCUGCACCAGGACAGUCCAGCACCAGGACUCGCAGGUAAACUCACUUGAGGUCACACCUGACAGGAGUAUGAUUGCAGCUGCAGGUUAUCAGCACAUCCGCAUGUACGACCUGAACUCCAACAAUCCCAACCCGGUGAUCAACUACGACGGUGUUAGCAAGAACAUCACGUCUGUUGGCUUCCAUGAAGACGGACGCUGGAUGUACACGGGAGGAGAGGACUGCAUGGCUCGCAUAUGGGACCUCAGGUCAAGAAACCUACAGUGUCAGAGGAUAUUCCAGGUCAAUGCUCCGAUCAACUGCGUAUGCCUGCAUCCCAACCAGGCAGAGCUCAUUGUUGGAGACCAGAGUGGAGUGAUUCAUAUCUGGGAUUUGAAGACUGACCACAACGAACAGCUGAUUCCUGAGCCGGACGUCUCAGUCAACUCGGUUCACAUUGAUCCAGAUGCCAGUUACAUGGCAGCGGUCAACAGCUCGGGAAACUGUUAUGUGUGGAACCUUGCCGGAGGCAUCGGAGAUGAGGUGACUCAGCUCAUCCCAAAGACGAAGAUCCCUGCACACAAACGCUACUCCCUCCGCUGCAAGUUUAGCCCUGAUUCCACUCUGCUGGCCACCUGCUCAGCAGACCAGACUUGUAAGAUCUGGAGGACGUCCAAUUUCUCUCUGAUGACGGAGCUGAGCAUCAAGAGUAACAAUCCUGGAGAGACAUCCAGAGGCUGGAUGUGGGACUGUGCUUUCUCUGGAGACUCCCAGUAUAUCGUCACUGCCUCCUCGGAUAACCUGGCCCGUCUGUGGUGCGUGGAGACGGGGGAGAUCAAGAGGGAAUACAGCGGCCACCAGAAGGCCGUGGUGUGUCUGGCCUUCAAUGACAGUGUGCUGGGCUGAGGAGGAGGAACAAGGACAUAAAAGCAAUGGACUCUUUGGAAGAUGUGCCUCACUUGGGAAUUAUGAAAUGAUCUUCUUGAUAAAGUUGAGGCUUGUGUUGGAACAUUACGAUGAAUCUCAGCUGUGUGUUCCAGGAUAUUCUACAGUGCUCCUCCUUGCCAAAUGUAUGCGAGUAUUCAGCGUGGCAGCAAGGCCGGCCAAAACGUAAAUUCAUAAAGUCGGAAAAUCCACCUUAAAGGACCGAGCACACCAUUUUGCGGGGAAAACUUGCGUACCAACAGUGUAGAAACGGGUAAGUCUAAUUGAAACAUGUUAGCCUUCAUUAACAAACGUCAUCACUGUGCACAAAAGUAGAUCCUUUCCAAUUCUUUGUUUUUAAAUCGUGCACCGUAUUUAUUGUCAGCGUGGUUUUCUUUCUCAUCUGUGGCAUGUAUAAUUCAUUUGAUGCUCUUUAUUCAAAGUUAAGUUGCGCUACCCUAAAUGAUCACGUGGAUUAGGAAGUGUCGAGAGAAACGAUGUACAGAAAAUGAUUCUGCUGUAAAGACGUCGUUCAAAGAA